Stegodyphus dumicola is the source of this 1081-nucleotide messenger RNA. Its product is annotated as 3-oxoacyl-[acyl-carrier-protein] synthase, mitochondrial-like. NCBI's taxonomy places the organism in Eukaryota, Metazoa, Arthropoda, Arachnida, Araneae, Eresidae. The record is from RefSeq and is a predicted model, not a curated record.
UAGACAUGAAUGAUAUUAUUACCACUGGAAAUGUACUCAAAGAAAAAGGAUAUAAUAAAGUGUCCCCAUUUUUUGUACCUCGAAUACUUUCUAAUAUGGCUGCAGGUCAUAUUGCUAUAAAUUAUGGUUUUAAAGGUCCUAAUCAUUCAGUAUCAACCGCUUGUGCUACAGGGCUUCAUGCAAUUGGAGAUGCAUAUAAUUUUAUUCGAAAUAAGCAAGCAUCUGUAAUGAUUUGUGGAAGUACUGAAGCUGUCAUUAGUCCAGUUUCAUUGGCUGGAUUUUCACGUAUGAGAGCUUUGGCAACACAUUUUAAUUCUUCUCCAGAAAAAGCCUCACGACCUUUCGAUAAAGAUCGAGAUGGUUUUGUGAUGGGCGAAGGAGCUGGAAUAUUAGUUCUUGAAUCACUCUCCCAUGCUAUUGAAAGAAAUGCCAAAAUAUAUGCAGAAAUUCUAGGCUAUGGUCUUUCUGGUGAUGCAUAUCAUAUUACAUCACCUUGCAGUGAUGGUAGUGGAGCAUAUCGUUGUAUGCAGGAAGCUCUGUUACAAAAUAACAUCAGCAUAAAUGAUGUUGGGUAUAUUAAUGCUCAUGCAACUUCAACACCACUUGGUGAUGCUAUUGAAGUGAAAGCAAUACAUGAUUUAUUUGGAAGCCAUUCAAAUUCUUUAGUUAUGUCUUCAACAAAGGGUGCAUUAGGACAUCUUCUGGGAGCUGCUGGUAGUGUAGAAGCCAUUUUUACUGUACUGGCAUGUUUUACCAAUAAUAUACCCCCAAAUGUAAAUCUGGAUAACACUGAUAUAAAAUUGCCUGUAAAUUUUGCAGGGAAAGAUUCACAAGUGUGGCCAGGUAAUCCGAGUGAUAAACGUGUAGCAUUAACAAAUUCAUUUGGUUUUGGUGGAACUAAUGCUUCACUUGCAUUUUGUAAAUCUGAAGUGAAUUAAUUUUGUCAAAUCUUUGGUAGGGAUAUUUAAUUAAUGUAUAUGGAUUAUAUAUUUUGUUACGUAACAGAGUUAUGUCUGAAUAAUUUUAGAAAUGUGAUGUAUAAAUUUAAAUGUUUCGUGGGUGUAAUUUUGUUAUAAAUCUA